This is a messenger RNA of Triticum turgidum subsp. durum (durum wheat), 201 nucleotides long. NCBI's taxonomy places the organism in Eukaryota, Viridiplantae, Streptophyta, Magnoliopsida, Poales, Poaceae. The record is from the annotation of a GenBank genome assembly.
AUGCCCCUUGCUGCUCCACAGCUUGUCGAAUAUCCUCCUCGACCGCGACUGCAGCAGGAGGCCUCCGAGUUGGUCCUUGAAGCUGUUCCUGCCAACAACUUGAUCUUUGAAGCUGUUUCUGCCAACAACUUGAUCCUUGAAGCUGCUUCUGCCUCCCCUGAGCUCGACGUGCCGGUCCUCGCCCUCUCCUCUUGCGCUUAG